AUGCCCAUCUAUGGAAUGGAUACGACCACCAUGGUGACAGGAGUAGGUCGCGGAAAGUCCCUUACAAGUGGCAUAAAAAAACACGAAAGUGACUACCGCGAGGCAGGCGCAAACGCACGAGCCCCUGAUAGCCCUGAGAUAAAGUCAAAUAGAAAUUCCUGGGCUACUAGAGAGCAAGAAGAUAAUACGAAUGGAGUGGAAGAACUGAUGGACGAAGUUCGAAGUUCAGCGGGUGACGAAAGUGGAGAUAUAGCGAUUGGACAGCCGAUUCUGGUUCCUGGGCCAGUCAACUUGCCUUCAGAAAACAACACCAGUGAAAGCAAGGAGUAA
Messenger RNA from Protopolystoma xenopodis, 330 nucleotides. The record is from the annotation of a GenBank genome assembly. Lineage: Eukaryota; Metazoa; Platyhelminthes; Monogenea; Polystomatidea; Polystomatidae.